GCGGUGGUGCUGAGGCUGAUCAAGAUGGCUGUGUGCUGGGGAGCGGAGAGCUGAAAGAGAAGAAGGUAAAAGAGCCUCAGUUUGGAGCGGACUAGUCAAUAAGGGAAAGAGAAGACACGACGCCGGCGGUCACUGUCGGGGUGUACAUUUUAUUUCUGAACAGCGUAACGCUCGCUGCCAGGCCCUGAUUCUUCUAGGGGCGGCUGGCUUCUCCAUCUCCAGCCCAGAGAUUCACUUCCCGGCUGGAUCGUGAACUGAUAAGCUGAAUUACGGAAGCUGGUUAAGAAGCUGGACCCGGUACUACAGGCGCUUAUAAGAAAUGUCAUUGUUGUGUGUUGGAGUGAAGAAAGCCAAGCUUGAUGGACCCCAAGAGAAAUUUAACACAUACGUGACCCUGAAGGUGCAGAAUGUUAAGAGCACAACCAUUGCUGUGCGCGGCAGUCAGCCGUGCUGGGAGCAGGACUUCAUGUUUGAAAUAAACCGCCUGGAUUUGGGCUUAACGGUUGAGGUGUGGAAUAAAGGGCUGAUCUGGGACACCAUGGUGGGCACCUUAUGGAUCCCCCUGCACAGCAUACGGCAGUCCAACGAGGAGGGUCCAGGCCAGUGGCUGACUCUGGAUUCCAAUGCCAUCAUGGCAGAGAAUGAGAUCUGUGGAACCAAAGACCCGACCUUUCACCGGCUGCUGCUCGACACCCGCUUUGAACUGCCACUAGAUAUUCCAGAAGAAGAAGCCAGAUACUGGGCCAAAAAACUUGAACAACUCAACGCCAUGAGAGAUCAAGAUUAUGCCUAUCAAGAAGAACAGGAGCGACCCCUCCAUGCACCGUCCACACAGUGUUGUAAUUGGAGCUUGUGGGGAGAUCAGCAAAACGAGGACCCUGACAGCGCUGUGGACGACAGGGACAGCGACUACCGCAGCGAGACCAGUAACAGCAUCCCACCUCCUUUUUACACCACCUCCCAGCCUAACGCUUCCAUGCACCAGUAUCCCAUGAGGCAACAGCAAUACAGAGACUCAUACAGCGAAGACAUUCAAGACUUGGACUACGACCACAGAGCUAUGAGACGCUAUGAUAGUUUAGACUCGGCCACCAACGGGCGAAGUGAUAUCGACUCAGGCUCAGGGUCGAGCCGGCGCACCAGCCGUCAGUAUUCUCUAGACAGUAGGCACUCACUGUCCGAUAGCCCCACAGACAGUCAUUACGCCUCAUCGGGCGAAUUGAGUCGAGGAAGCUCUCAGCUCAGCGAGGAGUUUGUUCCAGAGGAGGGAGGAAGUUUGCGAGGGUCAGAGUUCUAUGAUGAAAACGACUCCUACCACUCCUGCCAUUCCUCCGUCAGCUACGGCAAAGAAGACUCACCAGGCUGGGAGGGCGAAGAUCCCCAAGGCGUCUACAGCGAUGAUGGAGGCUACCUCAAAGAUGGAGGGGAGGAGGGGGCGCUGUAUGCCGAAGAGGAAGGUGACAUGUACAGGGAGGAAGGAGACUACAACUACGAAGAUGAGGAGGAAAUGCCUUAUGAGGAAGAUGAGGAUAUGUAUCAACUUGACGGCACGCUAAGUGAAGACCAAGAGCCGCCCUACACCCCGACUCCAACAAGCACUGCCCCCACCCUGUUGCCCACCCCUGAUGGCCUGUCCUCCACCAGACCACCGCUGGAGAAACAGGCAUCGUUACAUCAUCAGAAGUCCGCUCAGGACCAGCUCCUGCCCCCCAGCACAGCUCCCGGUCUACCUCCAGUCACACAGGAGGACAAGCUGCCCCCUUUCAGCUCAGAAUCCGCCAUGCCUCCAUUUGCACCCACUGAGCCUGCUCUGUCAGCCACCGCUACAUUCACCCCGGACACCAAACCACACAUUCCAGCUCCGGAUACCGAGCUCCUGGAGCCCAAGCUCGAGUCUGAGGUGCCACUGGAGGAACUCAUACCCCCUGAACAGCCACCAGUGGAGCAAGAGAGUGUCCCUCCGGCUCUUGAAGAGAAAACAGAGCCACCUGCUCCAAGCUUUCCAAAGAGGGAAAUGAUGGAACCUGGUACUGCCAGAGCUAAAGCCAACUGGCUUAGACUUUUCAGCAGAGUACGACUACAGCUGCAAGAGGCCAGAGGGGAAAAUGUUGGCAUUGCCAAAUUGCUGUUAUCAGCAGGAAUGGGUGGCGCUCUGUAUAGUAUUGACAGCAUGCCAGACCUCAGGAAGAGGAAAGCUAUGCCUCUGGUCAGAGAUCUGUCUUUAGUUCAGAGCUCCAGGAAAGCAGGCAUAACCUCAGCGCUCACGUCCAGCACCCUUCAUAACGAAGAACUGAAGAGUCAUGUCUACAAGAAGACUCUCCAGGCCCUCAUAUAUCCCAUCUCCUGCACCACCCCUCACAAUUUUGAGGUGUGGACGGCCACCACACCCACUUACUGCUACGAGUGUGAGGGACUGCUUUGGGGUAUCGCCCGUCAGGGUAUGCGCUGUACCGAGUGUGGAGUCAAAUGCCACGAGAAGUGCCAAGAUCUACUCAAUGCUGACUGUCUGCAAAGAGCGGCAGAGAAGAGCUCCAAACACGGUGCGGAGGAUCGAACCCAGAACAUCAUCAUGGUUCUCAAAGACCGGAUGAAGAUCAGAGAGAGGAACAAACCUGAGAUCUUUGAGCUCAUUCAGGAGGUGUUCUCCAUCGUCAAAGCAACCCAUGUCACCUACAUGAAGCAGAUCAAACAGAGCGUACUGGAUGGCACUUCGAAAUGGUCAGCCAAGAUCUGCAUCACAGUGUUGUGUGCCCAGGGUUUACAAGCCAAGGAUAAAACAGGUUCAAGUGAUCCAUAUGUCACCGUCCAGGUGGGAAAGACCAAAAAGAGGACCAAGACCAUUUACGGAAACCUCAACCCUGUGUGGGAGGAGACCUUCAACUUUGAAUGUCACAACUCCUCAGACCGCAUCAAGGUGAGGGUGUGGGACGAGGACGACGACAUCAAGUCUCGAGUAAAGCAAAAGUUUAAACGGGAGUCAGACGACUUCCUCGGUCAAACUAUCAUUGAAGUCCGCACACUGAGCGGAGAGAUGGACGUCUGGUACAAUCUGGACAAGCGUACUGACAAAUCAGCUGUGUCUGGAGCUAUUCGCAUGCACAUCAAUGUAGAGAUCAAAGGAGAGGAGACAGUCGCCCCAUAUCAUGUUCAGUACACUUGUUUACAUGAGAACCUCUUCCACUUCGUGACAGAUAUUCAGAACAAUGGUGUGGUGAAGAUCCCUGAUGCUAAAGGGGACGAUGCAUGGAAGGUCUAUUUCGAGGAGACUCCCCAGGAGAUUGUUGAUGAGUUUGCCAUGCGCUAUGGAGUGGAGUCCAUCUACCAGGCCAUGACUCACUUUGCCUGCCUGUCGUCUAAGUACAUGUGCCCAGGUGUGCCUGCAGUGAUGAGUACACUUCUAGCCAACAUCAAUGCCUACUACGCUCACACAACCCAGGCAACAAACAACGUCUCUGCCUCCGACCGCUUUGCUGCUUCUAACUUUGGGAAAGAGCGAUUUGUCAAGCUUCUCGACCAGCUUCACAACUCUCUGAGGAUUGACCUGUCCAUGUACAGAAACAACUUCCCUGCCAGCAGUCCUGAGAGGCUGCAGGACCUCAAAUCCACUGUGGACCUUCUCACCAGUAUCACCUUCUUCAGAAUGAAGGUCCAAGAGCUUCAGUCUCCACCCAGAGCCAGUCAGGUAGUGAAGGAUUGUGUCAAAGCCUGUCUCAACUCCACCUACGAGUACAUCUUCAAUAACUGCCAUGAGCUGUACAGCCGCGAGUACCAGACAGACCCGGCCAAACCAGGUCCUGUGCCUCCAGAAGAACAGGGACCAAGCAUCAAGAAUCUGGAUUUUUGGUCCAAACUCAUCACACUUAUCGUUUCUAUUAUUGAGGAGGACAAAAACUCCUACACUCCCUGCCUAAACCAAUUUCCUCAGGAGCUCAACGUGGGUAAAAUCAGCGCUGAAGUGAUGUGGAAUCUGUUUGCUCAGGAUAUGAAGUAUGCAAUGGAGGAACAUGAAAAAAAUCGUUUUUGCAAGAGUGCCGAUUACAUGAACCUGCACUUCAAAGUCAAGUGGCUGUACAACGAGUACUGCAAAGACCUGCCCUUCUUCAAGAGCAGAGUGCCUGAAUAUCCUGCGUGGUUUGAGCCAUUUGUCAUUCAGUGGCUGGAUGAAAACGAGGAGGUGUCUCGGGACUUUCUGCAUGGUGCUUUGGAGAGAGACAAAAAAGAUGGGUUUCAGAUCACAUCAGAACAUGCUCUGUUCUCCUGUUCAGUGGUGGAUGUGUUUUCCCAGCUGAACCAGAGCUUUGAGAUCAUCAGGAAGCUUGAGUGUCCGGAUCCACAGAUCGUAGGACACUACAUGAAGAGAUUUGCAAAGACUAUCAGCAAUGUACUCCUGUCCUAUGCUGAUAUCCUCUCAAAGUGUUUCCCUAACUAUAUCAACAUGGAGAAAGUGCCCUGCAUCCUGAUCAACAACAUCCAACAGCUGAGAGUUCAGCUGGAGAAGAUGUUUGAAGCCAUGGGAGGAAAAGAUCUUUGUGUGGAGGCCAGCGAUAUCCUGAAAGAUCUGCAGGUUAAACUCAACAAUGUCAUGGAUGAUCUCAGCAGGAUCUUCUCUGUCAGCUUCCAGCCUCACAUAGAGGAGAAUGUGAAGCAGAUGGGAGACAUCUUGGCCCAGGUGAAAGGGACCACAAAUGUGGGAAACGCCAGCAGUGUGGCCCAAGAUGCUGACAAUGUCCUGCAGCCCAUCAUGGAGUUCCUGGACAGCAACCUGACUUUGUUUGCUAAGAUCUGUGAGAAGACUGUACUGAAACGUGUGUUGAAGGAGCUGUGGAAGCUGGUGAUGAACACGAUGGAGAAGACCAUCGUUCUGCCGCCACUUACAGACCAAACGGGGAGGCUGAAGAAUGCUUCUCACAGUGAUGGCACUCAGCUCAUCUUUAAUGCUGCCAAGGAGCUGGGACAGCUGUCCAAGCUGAAGGAGCACAUGGUUCGUGAGGAAGCUAAAGCACUCUCCCCUAAGCAGUGUGCUGUGAUAGAGCUGGCCCUGGAUACCAUCAAGCAAUAUUUCCAUGCUGGUGGUGUUGGUCUGAAGAAGACUUUCCUGGAGAAGAGUCCUGACCUCUUGUCGCUCCACUACGCUCUGUCGCUCUACACUCAAGCUACAGACAAACUCAUUAAGACCUUUGUCCAGUCACAGACCUCACAAGUGUUCGGCGGGAAGGGGGUCAGGUUCACCACUAGUGAGGAUGUUUACCCAGAAAAGGGCUCUGGGGUGGACGAUGCUGUUGGAGAGGUGUCUAUUCAUGUGGAGAUUUUCACUCACCCCAACACUGGAGAGCACAAGGUCACAGUCAAAGUGGUGGCUGCCAAUGACCUGAGGUGGCAGACGCAGGGAAUAUUCCGGCCUUUUGUGGAGGUCUUUAUCAUCGGCCCUCACCUCAGUGACAAGAAGAGGAAGUACGCCACCAAGUCGAAGAACAACAGCUGGGCUCCCAAAUAUAAUGAGACCUUCACUUUCGCCCUGAGCAGCGAGGUGGGUCCUGAGUGCUAUGAGCUGCAGGUGUGUGUGAAGGAUUACUGCUUUGCCCGUGAAGACCGCACAGUGGGCAUGUCUGUCCUGCAGCUCAAGGACCUAGCCUCCAAAGGAAGCGCCGCCUGCUGGCUGCCACUGGGUAAACGCAUCAACAUGGACGAGACGGGCCUCACAGUCCUGCGGAUCCUCUCCCAACGCAACAAUGACGACGUGGCCAAGGAGUUUGUCAAGCUCAAAUCAGACCAGCGCUCUGCAGAGGAGGGACGCAGCUAAGUGACACAAACAAUUCAAAUCAACCCGUCUGAAGCGCAAACCUUCUGCCAUGGAGCUCCUCUGAGCCACUGCUAGCCACUGCCCUGAUGAUCCAGUGUUGUAAAAGCACAGAUAAGACAACAGUAACACACAUCCAGUGCUGUAAAUACACUCAUUUCAGUGGAAAGGGCAGAGUGCUAAAGAAGGCAUCACUGAUUUUAUUUAAAAACAAAUAGCACCCAUUUCUUUAUUGUUGCAGAUAUUAUCAGCCAUCCUUUUGAUGCACAAUACAUAUAUUUUAACCAUAGAGUGUAUAUCCACUUUCCUCUACUCAAAGAGGUCAGUAACGCCAUACAACCCAUGCAUGUAUUCACACAAGUACGCCCUGAUUGAAAAGUUAGGGUGAGAGAUAUCUUGUAGCCUUUAACAUUUACCUUUCUGUCUCACUAUUUAUUUCCAUUUUGCUUUCGCCCUUCUUUCCACUCUGCGCUCCCUUCCCUGGCCUGCCCCCCCUGUUCAGAGAAAGGCACCACAAGUGCCAACAGAUAAUCACUGAAAUAUGCCAAGACCAGCCCCAAGCACAACAGGACCAACUGUCCAACAAAUCUAUUGACGACAACAAAAUGGCUGCGAGGCCUAAAACAUUCCAUAUAUCACGAAAUGGGAACAAAGCAAUAUUUAGUUACAAUAAAUUAUUUAUUUACUGCUUUCUUCCUCUAAAUUAUUUUAUAUUGAAAUGAUUCUAUAUAUCAUUAUAUAUAAAUUAUAAAAGAUACACAGGUAUGUAGUUAUAUACAGGAUUAGGCGAUGGACGUGUGGUACUUGAAAGAUUGUCUUUGUCUGUCUUUUGUCCGUCUACCCUGUAACAGAGCACACUGCCUGACACCCACAAUGCCUUGUCUUGUCGAGCCUCGUACAGUUUGUCUGUCUCCUGUACAGAGACUGUAUAGAGAGAUGAAUCUGAUGAAAAACACGCCCUGGAGCACUGUGGUUCACCAGACUUUUUAUGUGUGUAUAGUUUGUGUUUAUGUGUGAGUGUGUCUGUAAGAUGUUCUAAUGUUGACCUCAUGUAGCCGCCCGUGUUGCCUGUUACCUGCAAAUGUAAUCACAGGAAGCCAUCACAAGCAGAGCGCGUCACAUAGAGGGGGUAGUUCCCACUCAGAUUCGAUUUUUUUUUUGUAUUUUCCAAGUGUCUUUCACUUUGGGGAGGGGGAUUCUUUUAACUUGUGAUGUUUAUUUUGGUCUUCUUUUUCUAACUAAAACAUUCCAAUGCUACACAGUUUGAAAAUAUAUGAAGAGAAGAAAAACAAUUACUGCCAACCUUCUCCUCUAAAAAAAUGUAGAUAAUUAACAAAUCUGUAUCAGAGGAGAUGAAAAAAAAAACACAACCUGCGUCCACAGGAGAUGACUGAUCACUAAUGAUCUACCACACAUGAUCUUUAAUGAGCCACUGCAGGUGCUGAAACCCUGCUCUCUCUCACUGAGCAGUCAGACCUCUGCUAAAGGGCUGCAGAUCCAGACCACAACAGGUCUGGAUCUGACAUUUCAAAGAGGGCCUGCAGUUUAGUCAAGAUGUAGUGAUUUAGAAGCACAGGGUCUUUAAAGCAUCCCAAAUAAAGUUGACACUCUGAUUUUUUAUUUUAUUCUUUAGUAUGACAUGACAGGUGUUACACAACAAGGCUUCAUCCUAGAGUAAGAUGUAGUCACUACAUUGUAAUAAAAAAAAGCUCAGUUUGACUUUCCAGCAUGUCUUUCAAUUCAACUUUUUUUUUACACCUUUCUUUGAAACAAAUAUUAAUUUAUUGCUUUGUUUGUCUUCUGCGAAGAAAAAAAACUCCAUGAUGUCAAAGAUCACAGACUUUAAACAUUAAUGAGACUCCAGAUAAAAAAAAAAUAUAUCAGGGUAUUUUUUCUUCUAUUCCUGCCUCUGUUUUAAGUCUUCACUGAUAAGGACCUUCACCCUUAAAGCACUUGAUCAACUUUUAACUGAACAGGCCCCCUCUAUUGAACAAGGUGUAACUGAACUCUAUGCAUCUAAUCUAAAAAAUAAAAAAAAAUCUAUGUAGAUGAGUCAUUUUUGAAGCAGUCUCAUAAUGUUUACAUUGUGAAUUCUUCUUCUUAUAUCAGCACAAGUCUUUGUCUGAUAUUUUGUAAAUGCUGUCUCUAUUUUAAUGGGCAAAAUAUAACAGAUGUUGUUGAGACUGAAGUUUGUUUGUACAGCUUUUCAGUGCGGAGGAGCAUAACGUGGAGGGUAGUGAUCGAUUGUUGAUGUUUUGGGCGUUGUAAAUAGCUCGGAUGUAACAAACAUGUCAGACUAUCUGAAGUGAAGUUUGCUGCUCUUUUGUAGACUUGAAUUUUGCUCUGGGUGAUUGGGCAGUUAGGGAUUGUGUGUGUGUGCGUGCAUGCGUGCGUGCGUGUGUGUGUGUGUGUGUGCCCACUGUGGAUAUGUAGCUAUUAUUGGAAGAGAUAUGAAGGCCAUGUACACACUAGAGAUGAAUAACAAGCAAUUUGCACUCAGAUUUGCAAUCUCAUUAUUUAACAGGCUUGAUUAAAAGCCCAAUAAAUACAGGCUUUGCUUCUGAUUUCAACACUGGCAUUAUAUACCUUCUUAAAGACUAUACAAAGGAAAAGUACCACUUUAAAAGAGCUAAAUUUAACAUGUCACUCUAUUGUGUGUACAAGGUCUUUUAUUCAAGGGGACAUCUGUACAGUCUUUUAACACUUUCAAAUAACAGGUACACAACUGUCACAUAGCUGGAAAUGCCAAGAAAAAGAUCUUUCUUUAUUGCUGUUGACAAUGAUACUUUAGUGGAGGGAUUUCCUCCUCCUUCAGAGGCUCAGUUUGCGUGUUGGUUGUGUUAGACAGGCAUGUUGAAUGCACACAGGAGUUAAGAAUGAGGAUAAAUGUAGAAGCACAAUGAAAAGCACACAGACACGAAGCGGACAGACAUGCAUGAUCCAUUCUGUCUAGCUGACCAGGUCUGACACAGACACGCCUGCACAGCGACACCCGUUCUGUUCUCCAGAAAAGGUGCAUGAGAGGAGCAAUUAAAAAAAAAAGAAAAAAAGAGAAGAAAAAAAUGUAUUGUGCCAGCACGCAUAAUUAUUUGAUGUGAACUGCCAAUUGUUGUCUCCUUUUAUUUUGAUAUUACAUUAUUGUUUUCUAUUUUUCAAAUGUUUGUGAAUAUAUAAAUAUGUAUGACUUAUGAUGUGUAGUGGUACAAAGUACUCGCAUGAGAAUUUUUUUAUACAGGAGAUGUUUCUAAUUUUUGAGUUUUUUUUUUAUUCUGGUUGUUCUUAUUGGAGGUCGAGGUUACUGGGACUGCAGUCUCAUUGUGUUUCUGCUUCCAAUAAAAUAUGUUUAAAAAAAACAAAAACAA
Messenger RNA from Labrus mixtus (cuckoo wrasse), 9159 nucleotides. It is a transcript of the gene unc13a, whose product is annotated as unc-13 homolog A (C. elegans). Lineage: Eukaryota; Metazoa; Chordata; Actinopteri; Labriformes; Labridae. Gene Ontology annotation, cellular component: presynaptic membrane; neuromuscular junction; terminal bouton. The record is from RefSeq and is a predicted model, not a curated record. Gene Ontology annotation, biological process: synaptic transmission, glutamatergic; presynaptic dense core vesicle exocytosis; synaptic vesicle maturation. The transcript has 43 exons. Gene Ontology annotation, molecular function: calmodulin binding; diacylglycerol binding; syntaxin-1 binding. The coding region runs from base 320 to 5800 and encodes 1826 amino acids.